This is a messenger RNA of Loxodonta africana (African savanna elephant), 8102 nucleotides long. It is a transcript of the gene ZNF142, whose product is annotated as zinc finger protein 142. The record is from RefSeq and is a predicted model, not a curated record. NCBI's taxonomy places the organism in Eukaryota, Metazoa, Chordata, Mammalia, Proboscidea, Elephantidae. Gene Ontology annotation, cellular component: nucleus. The transcript is spliced from 10 exons. The coding region runs from base 517 to 6054 and encodes 1845 amino acids. Gene Ontology annotation, biological process: positive regulation of transcription by RNA polymerase II.
GCCUACUUCCUGCCACGCCCACCAAGAAGGCCCUGCCACUCUGCCCCACAACUCUCGAUGGUACUCCUUGGGAGCCACGGCCGGGAGAGGUGGGAAGGGAAACUAUAGAUAAAACCAUAGAGUACCCCGCCAACCGGCGAGAGGAGAGAAGAGUAGCCUUCAUGUACCCUACGUCCUAGAGGCCACUGGGCCAGAGGCGGUUGCACAAAAGGAGCCCCGGGCGACCGCUCUAGCCGCUGAUCGACCAUAGAGAUGAGGCUCCCGCCGGCUCUGGGCCGGGAGGUACCCGCUGCCUCCUCAGGACCGUAAUCAUGACGAUGCUCCGUCCUAAGCCUUGCAGGUUACAAAACACCUUUCCCAUUCUUCGGCUCUUGUGAUCCUCACUCCUCUCAGACAUUGUGGAUGCUGUCAUCGUUUCCAUUUUACAGAUGGAAAAACUGAGGCCCAGAGAGGCAAAGUAAUUGUCUGCCCAAGGCCGCACGCACUUAAGAAGCCACAGCACUGAAAUCGGUGGUGAUGACAGACCCUGUGUUGGACUCACAGCCAGCCAACAGUACUGGGGAGAUGGAUGGACUGUGCUCUGAACUAUUGCUGAUCCCCCAACCUCUCUCUAACCGUGGAAUCCUGGAGCCUGUUCAUAGCCCCUGCCCCUCUGGGAGCCCCACAACUCUGCCUCCGGACCCAGGCUGCUUGCUGGUAGAGGCCACAGCAACUGACGAGAGCACAGGGAACAUGGAGAUCAUUGUGGAAGCAGUAGCUGGAAACCUAUCCCCAGAUGCUCCUGGAGACACCCCAGGUGUCCUGGUAAAGGUGGUGGAAGUGUACUUCUGUGAGCGCUGUGAGCAGAGCUUCGCAGAGCCCACUCUGCUGGCCCUGCACCAGUGCCCUGAGGCCUUUAUACAGCCUGUGCAGGGCCUGUCUAGCUCCCCAUGUUCUCUAGAGCUACCCCCUAGCAACCUCACCCUCCCUGGCCCUCUGCAGGGCCGGAGCCCACCAGAUAGCCCCCUGCCAUGUCCCGUGUGUAGACAGGAGUUUGCCCAACCCCAGGCCCUGAAGAGCCACUUCAAGAUUCACCGAGGCACUCCUGACACCUUCUUCUGCCCAGAGUCUGGCUGUGUGUUCUCCUCUGAAGAUCGCAAGGGUCUGCAGCACCACCUGAGGCAGACUCACAAAGUGGUUCCUGUGCCCUGUUCUUUCCGGGGCUGCCCCUUGCUCUUCGGGAGCCAGCAGGGCAUGGAGCUGCACCGGCAGGCUCAUUACCCUUUCCACUGCAGCCAUUGCAACUUCAUGGGCUCCAACAUCAGACUCUUCCGGCAGCACCAGCGAAGCCAUGGGGCUGGGACACAGAGAGAACUUUCUGCCAUUCGGGGCCCUCCAUCUCAGGAGCUGCUGCCAGCACCCAAACUGCCCCCAGGAGAGGGAGAGCCUUCGGAGGAAGCAGGUGCACCUUUGUCUGGGCAGAAGUCAGUUGAAGAGGAGGAAGCUGAAGAAGAAAAGAGUGGCUCCGAGAAGGACUCCCAGAAAGCCCUGGAAAAAGGCCUGGGGACUCAGCAGUUGGAAGGUGAGGUGGCUUCUGGCACUGAGUCCCUCUUCAAGACCCACAUGUGUCCAGAGUGCAAGCGCUGCUUUAAGAAGCGGACCCAUCUGGUGGAGCAUCUGCAUCUCCACUUCCCAGACCCCAGCCUCCAGUGCCCCAACUGCCAGAAGUUCUUCACCAGUAAGAGCAAGCUGAAGACCCACCUGCUGCGGGAGCUGGGCGAGAAGGCCCACCGCUGCCCACUGUGCCACUACAGUGCCGUGGAGAGGAAUGCACUCAACCGCCACAUGGCCAGCAUGCACGAGGACAUUUCCAACUUCUACUCAGACACCUAUGCUUGUCCUGUCUGCCGUGAAGAGUUCCACCUCAGCCAGGCCCUUAAGGAGCACCUCAAGAGCCACACAGCCGCGGCUGCAGCGGAGCCAUUGACCCUAUGUUGCUUUCAGGAGGGCUGCAGCUAUGCAGCACCCGAUCGCAAGGCCUUUGUAAAGCACCUGAAGGAGGCCCACGGGGUGCGAGCUGUGGAGUGCCGCCAUCACUCAUGCCCCAUGCUCUUCGCCACAGCUGAGGCCAUGGAGGCCCACCACAAGAGCCAUUACGCCUUCCACUGCCCCCACUGUGACUUCGCCUGCUCCAACAAGCACCUGUUCCGCAAGCACAAGAAGCAGGGCCACCCUGGCAGUGAAGAGCUGCGCUGCACCUUCUGCCCCUUCGCCACCUUCAACCCAGUAGCCUACCAGGACCACGUGGGCAAGAUGCAUGCUCAUGAGAAGAUCCACCAGUGCCCUGAAUGCAACUUUGCCACUGCCCACAAGAGGGUGCUCAUCCGACACAUGCUGCUGCAUACUGGCGAGAAGCCUCACAAGUGUGAGCUGUGUGACUUUACGUGCCGAGACGUGAGCUACCUGUCGAAGCACAUGCUGACCCACUCCACCGCCAAGGAUUACAUGUGCACCGAGUGUGGCUAUGUCACCAAGUGGAAGCACUACCUCAGUGUGCACAUGCGAAAACAUGCAGGGGACCUCAGAUACCAGUGCAACCAGUGUUCCUAUCGCUGCCACCGGGCUGACCAGCUGAACAGCCAUAAGCUGCGGCACCAGGGCAAGUCGCUGAUGUGUGAGGUGUGUGCCUUCGCCUGCAAGCGGAAGUAUGAGCUGCAGAAGCACAUGGCUUCCCAGCACCACCCUGGCACACCAGCCCCUCUCUAUCCCUGCCGCUACUGCAGCUAUCAGAGCCGCCAUAAGCAGGCCCUGCUGAGCCAUGAGAACUGCAAACAUACCCGCCUCCGUGAAUUCUGCUGUGCUCUCUGUGACUACCGCACCUUCAGCAACACCACUCUCUUCUUCCACAAGCGCAAGGCCCACGGCUAUGUGCCUGGGGACCAGGUCUGGCAGCUCCGCUGUGCUAGCCAGGAGCCAGAGGGCUCCAGGCAGUGCCCAGUGCCCUCACACGACCCAGAGCCCUCAAACCAGCUGUCUGCCCAGCCUGAGGGGCUGGACCCUGACCCUGGGACUGCAGUGGACCCCAGCUUGGGCCAGGCCCUACCAAAGACUAGUGAGGAGGAUGGUGCUGGGAGAAAGGAUGGCAAUGAGGCACCCCAGGGGGAUGACCUAGUUGGCAGCCCCAGCCCAGCAGAGGUAGAUGAGGGUGGCUGCACACUACACCUAGAGGCCCUGGGAGUAGAGCUGGAACCUGUGGCUGAGCCACGCCUUGAGGAGAUGACUGAGCCAGCCCCCGUGGAGCUCAGGCCCCUGGGUCCCUCAGGGCCCUUGGGACUAGAAGGGCCAAAUGGAACUUUGACAGAGCUAUCCAGCUUUGAAGGCAUUGGCCCUUCUGGCGUAGGUGCUGAAGAAGAGUCCAUUCUGGAGAAGUCAGUUCCUGAGCCCCCCAGAGAUCCCCCAUUCUCAGAGGAGCCUCUUAACAGCUGGAUGGGAAUCUUCAAGGCAACUCCACCUGCUGAGACAGCACCCUUGCCCCAGUUUCCUGAGUCAGAGUCAUUAUUGAAGGCCCUAAGGAGGCAGGACAAAGAGCAGGCAGAGGCACUGGUGCUGGAGGGGCGGGUGCAGAUGGUAGUGAUCCAAGGAGAGGGGCGGGCCUUCCGCUGCCCACACUGCCCUUUUAUUACCCGCCGGGAGAAGGCCCUGAGUCUGCACUCCAGGACUGGGUGCCAGGGCCGCCGAGAGCCCCUGCUGUGCCCUGAAUGUGGGGCUAGCUUCAAGCAACAGCGAGGCCUCAGCACCCACUUGCUGAAAAAGUGCCCUGUUCUGCUCAGAAAGAACAAGGGCUUGCCCAGACCAGACUCACCCAGCCCUCUGCCCACGGACACUCAGGCCUCAGAGGAUGCAAAAGCUGGGAAGCCCUCACUGGAACCAUUAGACAUAGAGCUAACAUUUCCAAAAGGUACUCCUUCUGAGCUGCCCAGGAAGCCAAAAGAAAUAGAGGAAGCUGUUAUGACAGCCUCUGGCUCCCCAGUCCCUCCUGCAGGGAACACCUUACCCACAGGGACCCCUGAGAAGUUCCACUUUGAGCAGGGCAAGUUUCACUGCAGCUCAUGUGCGUUCCUUUGUUCUCGGCUCACCUCCAUUACCUCUCAUGUAGCUGAAGGCUGCCGGGGGUCACGUGGCGGGGGAGGGAAGCGAGAGGCCCCCCAGGCUCAGCCUGUCCUGUCCGCCAUGAGCAAUGGGGACUCUGCUCCCCUGAACAGUGGGAGCACAGAGUCCAGGCCUGGUGAUGGGGAUGCGGCUCUGGUUCUAAGACAGAAGGGGGCUCGCUUCUCCUGCCCCACCUGCCCCUUUAGCUGCCAGCAGGAGCGUGCUCUGCGGACUCACCAGGCCCGAGGCUGCCCCCUCAAGUCCGGAGAGCUGCAUUGUGGCCUCUGCCCAUUCACCGCCCCUGCUGCUGCCACCUUGCGGCUCCACCAGAAGAGGAGGCAUCCUACUGUAGGCCCAGCCCGUGGCCCCCGGCCCCCCCUGCAGUGUGGGGACUGCAGCUUCACCUGUAAGCAGAGCCGGUGUCUGCAGCAGCACCGGCGGCUCAAGCAUGAAGGGGUAAAGCCACAUCAGUGCCCUUUCUGCGACUUUUCUACCACCAGGCGGUACCGGUUGGAGGCUCACCAGUCCCGGCACACAGGUGUUGGCCGCAUCCCGUGCAGCUCCUGUCCCCAGACAUUUGGUACCAACUCGAAGCUACGCUUACACCAACUAAGGGUACAUGACAAAACACCCACCCACUUCUGUCCACUCUGUGACUACAGUGGCUAUCUCCGCCAUGACAUCACGCGCCAUGUCAACAGCUGCCACCAGGGCACCCCAGCCUUUGCCUGCCCUCAGUGCGAGGCCCAGUUCAGCUCAGAGACAGCACUCAAGCAGCAUGCUCUGCGCCGGCACCCCGAGCCCACACCCCCAACCCCAGGCUCUCCCACAGAAGCUACCGAGGGCCCCCUGCAUUGUUCCCGCUGUGGGCUGCUAUGCCCCAGCCCUGCCAGCCUGCGAGGACACACCCGUAAGCAGCACCCACGGCUGGAGUGUGUGGCCUGUCGGGAGGCCUUCCCCAGCCGGCCAGCACUGGAUGAGCACCGGAGGCAGCAGCAUUUCAGCCACCGCUGUCAGCUCUGUGACUUUGCUGCCCGGGAGCGGGUGGGCCUGGUGAAGCACUACCUGGAGCAGCAUGAGGAGACUUCAGUGGCAGCCUCAGAUGUGGAUGGGGAUGCUAGCCAGCCCCCUCUGCGCUGCCCCUUUUGUGACUUUGCAUGCCGCCAUCAGCUGGUGUUAGAUCACCAUGUGAAGGGGCACGGGGGCACCCGGCUCUACAAGUGUACCGACUGUGCUUACAGCACCAAGAACCGGCAGAAGAUUACCUGGCAUAGCCGCAUCCACACAGGGGAAAAGCCUUACCGCUGUCACCUCUGCCCCUAUGCCUGUGCUGAUCCCUCUCGCCUCAAGUACCAUAUGCGCAUCCACAAGGAGGAGCGAAAGUACCUGUGUCCUGACUGUGGCUACAAGUGCAAGUGGGUCAAUCAGCUCAAAUACCACAUGACUAAGCACACAGGACUGAAGCCAUACCAGUGUCCCGAGUGUGAGUACUGCACCAAUCGGGCUGACGCACUGCGUGUGCACCGGGAGACGCGGCACCGGGAAGCCCGGGCCUUCAUGUGUGAGCAGUGUGGCAAGGCCUUCAAGACGCGCUUCCUGCUGCGCACCCACCUCCGCAAGCACAGCGAGGCCAAACCCUACGUGUGCAACGUGUGCCACCGUGCUUUCCGCUGGGCCGCCGGCCUGCGCCACCACGCCCUCACUCACACCGACCGCCACCCCUUUUUCUGCCGCCUCUGCAGCUACAAGGCCAAGCAGAAAUUCCAGGUGGUCAAGCAUGUGCGCAGGCACCACCCGGACCAGGCCGACCCCAGCCAGGGCGUGGGCAAGGACCCCAGCACCCCGACAGUGCACCUGCAUGACGUGCAGUUGGAGGAGCCCGGCCCGCCCGCCCCCGCUGCCCUCCCCGCCGGACCUGAGGGCUGAGGGCCCGCCCGCCUCCCAGCCAGGAAGAGGGCGCGGUCCGCAGCGUGCCAGCCGGAACCAGAGCUGGCCUGAGGGGCUCGGGGCCUACCAAGGGCUGGCUUCGGGCUUCAGGGAGGCUGGAACCCUCCGGGGAGACUGGAGUAGUACUUGGGGAUUGACAGCUAUAUCAAAGACAGACCUGGACUGCGACGCUGAUUUCUUGUCGAGGCACUCAGUGUUUUUAACUCACGAGUUCCUAGUUGCCUCUCCACCGCUCCACUGAAGUCCUUGGCAAUGAGAUCCUGGUUUUACCCACUCUGUUCUUCUCUUUUCUUAAAAUGUCAAGUUCUGUUUUCAUUUAGCAUCCUCAAAGCAGCUGUAUCUAACCGCAUGUGCUGGUGUGCCUAACGCUCUGUAAAGCAUGUUAAACAGAAUGAUUACUGGCUUAGAGACGUGUCCAGAUUUCUGCCAACAUUUCUAGGCUGUCAUCUCAGUCUGCCCUACCACCUCUCAGCCUCCGCUUCUCCUUUUUCUCCUUCCAUCUUCACUCGAUGAUUGAUUCUGAAACAGGCCCAGGAGGAUCUGCCUUCUCUCUGUCCUUGAGCCUGUCGAGGCCCUGGCCCUGCUCCCUACUUCUGAGCCCUUAGUCUACCUGUCGAGGGAGGGCUGCUGCUCACUGAGUCUCCUCUAAGAAACAGCUUUAGCUCACCAUCAGUCCUUGGACUGGCUCAGCAACUGUACCGAGGAGUGAAGACAUGAGGAGAGUGUGAGAAGCAGAUGAUUGGAGAGGUAAAUCUCUAUUCCAGAACUCUAAUUGCCUCACAAUGACUAUAUAAUUCACCAUCUAAACUGGAACCUGUUCUGUUCCCCAUUGCCUUCGAGUCAACUCCAACUCAUAGUGAUCCUGUAGGACAGAGCAGAAUUGCCCCCAUAGGGUUUCCAAGGCUGUAAUCUUUACAGAAGCAGAUUCCCCCUGUCUUUCUCCCAUGCAUUGGCUGGUGGGUUCAAAGUACUGACCUUUUGGUUAGCAGCUUAGUGCUUAACCACUGUACCACCAGGGCUCCUUCUAAACUGAGACACUUGGAAAACUUAUUAGGCUGGGACAACAGACAACCCAGGACUAUCCUGGGCAAACUGCAGGAGGGCUGAGCUACAUAACCCUUUGUCUCCUCCUUUUGCCCUGCUCCUUAGAAGCCUUACUUCUGUGCCCUUCCUAUGUAGCACGUGAAGGGGUAGACCCACCUGUCUACCCAGAUGUCCUAUAACCCUUGUACCUCCCCCUUGUCCAACAAUAAGACCAUACCCAAGCCAAACUGUGGGGAGAAGCUCUGUUUAUACAGGUUGGGCUGGGGAGGAACAGUCCAGUGGGGACUCUGAGGGCUGCGCAGUGUUCUCGAGAGUUCUUGGUGUAGUGUGGUCAGCUCUUCUUCCCCAACCUUUGCUUGGGGAGCCUUGAGCCUUGAUUCAUUCUUCCCUUGGCUCUGGGCUUGAGGAAGUUAGAGGUGAAAGGGAUAAUACCUCUUUCGGUUUCUCAGCCCCAGGCCCCUCUGUGGAUUUCUAGUUGCAGUCUACUUUUGAGCCAGGGUUCAUGGGAAAGAUUAGUCCUAGAUCCAGGUAAGGGUUUGAGCUACAGCAACAGGAAGGAGAGAACUCCAGUAUAGAGAAAGAAAAAGGGCAGGAAAGAUGCCAAUGGACUGUGAAAAGGAAAGAGAAAGAUGUAAAAGCAAGCCCUAGAUUUGCUUGGGGGAAGUAAUUUCGUAACUAGAAUGAUGCACAAUCCAAAGCUUGGUUUUCACCACCUCUGUUUGAUCUCUGGCACAUCCUUCCACGUUUUCCUCGCCAUCUAAAGCCAGUGCACACCCUCCACAUGAAGUGCCCACUUCAGGCUUCAGCCUCCUCUAGCUCUUCCUGGAUGCAGAUGUGCACAAAGAUGGAAGCUGGGUGGAGGCUGGUACCAUCCCUGGAGAGCAGGUGUAUGUGGCGGUAGCCUGGAAGGGGGCAGGAAAGCAGCGUUAGGAAGGUGGCCAGAGUUGGGGUUAUUGACCAGGGCUCAGAAAGCUGGCUCACCU